AUGAGUGAAGUGAGAAUCCAAGCUUUUGACGAAUUAUACCAAUCUCUGAGAACCAUUGAGGGAGAAAAUGCUAUAUAUAGGUUUGUUAAGGGAAGAAAAAGAAAGACUAGAGAUUUGGAUCAAGUGAAGUGUGCUAAAGAUGAAGAAGAAAAUGCCUUGGUCCAGGAAAAGGAUAUAAAGGAUAGGUGGAAGACAUAUUUAAAUAACCUAUUUAAUGAAGGAGAUAUCGCACCUGACUCUAGCAGGCUCAACAUUAGAGAAGCAUAUCAAAAUUAUAAUAACUAUCGUCAAAUCCAGAAAUAG
Molecule: messenger RNA, 303 nt
Organism: Lathyrus sativus (Indian pea)
Lineage: Eukaryota; Viridiplantae; Streptophyta; Magnoliopsida; Fabales; Fabaceae
Source: the annotation of a GenBank genome assembly